Dalotia coriaria is the source of this 738-nucleotide messenger RNA. Its product is annotated as copper homeostasis protein cutC homolog. The transcript has a single exon. Lineage: Eukaryota; Metazoa; Arthropoda; Insecta; Coleoptera; Staphylinidae. The record is from RefSeq and is a predicted model, not a curated record. The coding region runs from base 1 to 738 and encodes 245 amino acids. Gene Ontology annotation, molecular function: copper ion binding.
AUGCCAAGGUUGUUGGAAGUGUGUGUGGACAGUUUCGAGUCGGCACUCGCCGCGAUUACAGGGGGCGCUAGUCGACUAGAACUCUGUAAUUCUCUUGCUGAUGGUGGACUUACACCAUCACCAGGAUUAUUAAUCCAAGUACAAAAUGCAAACACAAAGAAAAUACCUGUCUUUUGUCUCAUACGAUGUCGGCCUGGAAAUUUUGUCUAUACUCCUGAAGAGAUUGAAAUAAUGAAAGAAGAUACAAAGAUUCUGCGUAAAUAUGGCGCUGAUGGUAUUGUUUUUGGUGCUUUGUUACCCAAUGGCGACGUUGACAUGAAAAACAGUCGUGAGAUUGUCAAAGCGGCAUUUCCGCUUCCGUUGACAUUUCAUCGUGCGUUCGACUUUUGUCGAAGACCCACGAUCGAAAUCGAAGUGAUUAUCGAUCUGGGAUUCACUCGAAUCCUCACCAGUGGUAAGCAACCCAACGCACAGCUCGGCGUGAAACUGAUCAAGAAACUCAUGGAACAAGUUGGUAAUAGAAUCAUCAUCAUGCCAGGCGCAGGUAUAAACGCUGAGAAUAUUAAGUUUAUCAUUGAUAACACCGGCGCGAAUGAAUAUCACGGUUCAUUCAAAAAGGUAAAAAGUUUGCAACAGGAACAAGAUUCUGAGGUUAAAUUAGAAGGCGAUGAUCGUGUUGUUCAUGUAACAGAUCAAAAUUUGGUCGCGCAAAUUCUACAAAUAUUAUGGUCCGAAUAA